AUGGCUUUCGCCACUCGUUUCCUCUCCAGAUCCGCACGCCAGGUGUAUACCGGGCAAAGUGUUCUGCGAUCGGAGUAUGUUAUUCCAUCUCGUUCCUUUGCCAAAGGAGCUGGUAGUGCUCCCCCCGCCUUAAAGGGUGAUGAGAUGUUGAAGGGUAUUUUCCUUGAGGUUAAGAAGAAAUUUGAGACAGCCAUAGGGAUUCUCCGGAAUGAGAAGAUCACCAUAGAUCCUGAUGACCCUGCUGCUGUGGCUGAAUAUGCCAGAGUCAUGAAGACUGUAAGAGAAAAGGCUGAUCUUUUCUCCGAGUCACAGAGGAUAAAAUACACUAUUGAAACAAGAACACAAGAUAUUCCUGAUGCUCGAUCCUAUCUACUGGCACUGAAGGAUAUAAGGGUCAAGAGAGGCCUUGUCGAUGAACUAGGCGCAGAGGCUAUGAUGAUGGAUGCACUGGAAAAAGUUGAGAAAGAAUUGAAGAAGCCACUUAUGAGAAAUGACAAAAAGGGAAUGGCUCUCCUGAAGGCAGAGUUUGAUAAGAUCAACCAGAAGCUUGGCAUUCGUAGAGAAGAUCUGCCAAAGUAUGAAGAACAGUUGGAACUUAAAAUUGCCAAGGCCCAACUGGAGGAGCUGAAGAAGGAUGCUGUAGAAGCAAUGGAGACUCAGAAGAAACGGGAAGAGUUCAAGGAUGAAGAAAUGCCUGAUGUGAAGUCAUUAGACAUCCGAAACUUCAUCUAAGAAUGAAAUUUGCAUCUCUCUUGAUGUACUUCUCUUCCACCUUUUUCUUUAUGUGCUCUUUGGAAAUCUCCUUGGAGAGGAGAUAUUUUGCUUGCUGACAGAUGGGAAGAGUAACAAAGACAUAAGAAGGCUUGGCCUUUGAUUAAUAAUAAUAGCAUGUCAGAAAUUUGCUCAGACAUACACUUGAAACGUGGUUUAUCCCUUCUCAUGCUCACUUUUCUUGUUUGAUGCAUUUUUCUGUCUUGAUACAAGCACCAAUUACGCUGUGUAUUUAAGCUCAAUUUCUACUUUGCUCAGUGGUUUGUGUCUAUAUUUGCAUAUCUGAAGGCUGAAGCCCUCUUCCGUUUAGCUUCAUUCAAUUGUACGUCUUUUAAUGAAUAAUCCGCUGGCUGGCUGCCUUCUUUCUA
Messenger RNA from Sesamum indicum (sesame), 1139 nucleotides. It is a transcript of the gene MGP1, whose product is annotated as MALE GAMETOPHYTE DEFECTIVE 1. NCBI's taxonomy places the organism in Eukaryota, Viridiplantae, Streptophyta, Magnoliopsida, Lamiales, Pedaliaceae. The record is from RefSeq and is a predicted model, not a curated record. Gene Ontology annotation, biological process: pollen development.